GAAUCUUGUUCUUGUCAAUGACCCCUAUGUUCCAUUUUCAUCCUCUCUCCGUUCCUGUUUCCUUAUCAUGUCUAGAAUCUGUGAUUCCCUUUUGUCGUUUUACUACCCUUAAUUUCUUCACCUUCGUCAACACCCAUAUCCUUAAUUCAUCACCCUUAGCUGUCUCAUCACUAUAAAUCCAUUCAUCUGUCACACCCACAUUCACUCAUCUCACCACUCUUAAUUUCCACCCAUUUCUAUAUUCCCAAUUUCACCGAUCAACCAUGGUUGAAACCGGAGACCAAAAAACCGGAUACCAAGAAACCGGAUCACCAAACAAUUCAGUUUUCCGGUUCAACUCCCCGUUAAUCCAAGUAAUCCUAAUCGGGCUGGUCUGUUUCUGCUGCCCAGGUAUGUUCAACGCACUCUCCGGCAUGGGCGGCGGCGGACAACUCGACCACAACGUCGUAAACAACGCCAACACCGCCCUCUACACCACCUUCGCCAUCUUCGGCAUCCUCGGCGGCGGUAUCUACAACAUCAUCGGACCCCGUCUCACUCUUUUCUCCGGUUGCUCCACCUACAUCCUCUACGCCGGAUCUUUACUCUACUACAACCACCACAAAGAACAACCCUUUGUUGUCCUCGCCGGCGCCCUCCUUGGCGUGGGCGCCGGCCUCCUCUGGGCCGGCCAGGGUGCUAUCAUGACGUCGUACCCGCCGGCCCAGCGGAAAGGGACAUAUAUAUCUUUGUUUUGGUCUAUUUUUAAUAUGGGUGGUGUUAUUGGUGGUUUGAUACCCUUUGUUAUGAAUUAUCAUAGGGAAAAAGCAGCGAAUGUUAACGACGGGACGUACGUCGGGUUUAUGGUGUUUAUGUCGAUUGGGACGUUACUUUCGUUAACGAUUUUGCACCCCAGCAAAGUCAUCCGUAACGACGGUACUCGUUGCACUAAUGUGAAAUACUCUAACGUGGGUACGGAAACGGUUGAGAUUGCUAAACUAUUUGCCAACUGGAAGAUGUUAUUGAUAUUUCCUGCAGCAUGGGGGAGUAAUUUUUUUUACACAUAUCAGUUUAAUAAUGUGAAUGGGGCUUUGUUUAACUUGAGAACUAGAGGGUUGAAUAAUGUGUUUUAUUGGGGGGCUCAGAUGUUUGGGUCGGUUUUGAUCGGGCAUGUUAUGGAUUUUAGUUUUAAGAGGAGGAAGACGAGGGGGUUGGCUGGGAUUUCGGUUGUGGCGGUUCUUGGGACGGGGAUUUGGAUUGGGGGGCUUUUAAAGCAAAGGGAUUAUGAUUAUGAUGACGUUAUAGUGAAGAAGAGUAUUAAGCUUCUUGAUUUUAAGGACUCUGGGAGUGCCUAUGCAGGGCCGUUUGUGCUUUAUUUUAGUUAUGGGUUGUUGGAUGCAAUGUUUCAGAGUAUGGUUUAUUGGGUUAUUGGUGCUUUGGCUGAUGAUUCUGUUAUUCUUAGCAGAUAUGUUGGAUUCUACAAGGGAGUACAAAGUGCUGGAGCGGCAGUAGCAUGGCAAAUUGACACACAUAAAGUGCCAUACAUGAAUCAGUUGCUUGUGAAUUGGGCACUAACCACCAUAAGUUAUCCUUUAUUGGCUCUUUUGGUCAUAAAAUUUGUAAAAGAUGAAGAUAAAGUUGGUGAAGAUGAUGAGCUACAGACCCCUUCUGGGUACCCGAAACAGUCUAAUGAUGAAUCUGUAAACCCAAUUUAAAAAAAAAAAAAAAAAAGAUGAUGAAAACUGUUUAGUUUCUUUUUUGAUUUUGAAGUUGUAAAUGUUGUGUAUGCAGCAUUGGUGUUUGAAGUGUAGAUUGUAUUGGCCUAUUUGGGAAGCCAGUUAUAUAUGUUUCUUGAAUUUCAUUCAUGUUUCUGUGA
This is a messenger RNA of Helianthus annuus (common sunflower), 1855 nucleotides long. RefSeq names its product UNC93-like protein 1. The transcript is spliced from 2 exons. The record is from RefSeq and is a predicted model, not a curated record. Bases 264 to 1694 code for a protein of 476 amino acids. NCBI's taxonomy places the organism in Eukaryota, Viridiplantae, Streptophyta, Magnoliopsida, Asterales, Asteraceae.